Messenger RNA from Closterium sp. Yama58-4, 1365 nucleotides. The record is from the annotation of a GenBank genome assembly. Lineage: Eukaryota; Viridiplantae; Streptophyta; Zygnematophyceae; Desmidiales; Closteriaceae.
AUGAGCAACACGAUAAGCCGACCGAGAGCGUUUAGAGCUAGCUUAACAGCUUUGAAAAGCGCCGGCGUGGAAGGGGUCAUGAUGGACGUUUGGUGGGGAAUAGUAGAAAGAGAAGGGCCCGGAAGAUACGACUGGUCGGCAUACAAAGAGCUAGUUUCGCUCGUCAAAGAAGCUGGGCUCAAGGUCCAGGCGGUGAUGUCUUUUCACCAGUGUGGAGGCAACGUGGGAGACCAUUGCAUGAUACCGCUACCUCCGUGGAUCCACGAGGCAAUAGACAAGAACAACGAUAUUGUCUACACGGACCGGGCCGGACGAAGAAACAGAGAGUACCUUUCGCUGGGUUGCGACGACCUUCCAGUUCUUCAAGGUCGGACGCCCAUUCAAGCUUACAGCGACUUCAUGAGGAGCUUCAGGGACGCGUUCUCGGAAGACCUCGGUUCCGUUAUUACAGAGAUACAAGUUGGCAUGGGUCCUGCUGGCGAAGUGCUUCGGUACCCCUCGUAUCCAGAGGGUAACGGGAUGUGGCAAUUUCCAGGAAUUGGCGAGUUUCAGUGCUACGAUAAGUACAUGCUUUCGAGCUUGAGAGCAGCCGCCGAAGCCAACGGCAAGCCUAAUUGGGGACUCGGAGGUCCGCACGACUCUGGCUACUACAAGCAGUGGCCUCAAGAAACAGGCUUCUUUCACGAGUUCGGCAAUUGGAACUCACAAUACGGACACUUCUUUUUGCAGUGGUACUCUGAGAUGCUAAUUCAACAUGGCGACCGAGUGCUUUCCUCAGCUUCAUCAAUUUUCCGUGGAACCAACACGUCUAUCUCGGGCAAGGUGGCAGGUAUCCACUGGCACUACGGCACCAAGUCGCAUCCACCAGAGCUCACAGCGGGCUACUACAACACCAUUUUUCGUGACGGUUACAUUCCGCUGGCACGGAUGUUUGCCAGACAUGGCGCUGUGCUCAAUUUCACAUGCAUUGAGAUGAAGGACGCGGAGCAGCCAUGGUAUGCCCUGUGCAGUCCGGAGGGGCUACUCCGGCAAGUGGCACAUGCAGCACAUGUGGCGGGCACAAGGGUCUCAGGAGAGAAUGCUCUGCCUCGGUUCGACGAGGGAGCCUUCAAUCAGAUUGUGUGGAAAUCGAGGUUGCAGUUCGAUGGCUUCUCCCAUGAGGCUCCAAUGUCGUCGUUCACAUUCCUGCGCAUGAACGAGUGCUUGUUUCGGCCGGACAACUGGCGCAACUUCGUGAUGUUUGUUCGGCACAUGCGCGAAGGUCGGACAUUUGCUCCUUGGGACGAGCGCCACAGACACUCCCAUGCACAACUGCACGCCACAGGGUCUCUCACACAAGCAGCAGCCGCUCUGAUGCUACAAUAG